This is a messenger RNA of Laccaria bicolor S238N-H82, 810 nucleotides long. RefSeq lists its product as uncharacterized. NCBI's taxonomy places the organism in Eukaryota, Fungi, Basidiomycota, Agaricomycetes, Agaricales, Hydnangiaceae. The record is from RefSeq and is a predicted model, not a curated record. The transcript is spliced from 8 exons. Bases 1 to 810 code for a protein of 269 amino acids.
AUGCCCAACUGGAAAUCACUCGCAGAGCUGCAGAACGACGCGGUUGCGUUCGUCAAACUCAUCCAUGUUCUCUUCGGGGUAUACGCAUACGAAUGGGUCCUUUCUUUAGACUUUGAUUUCGGUUUUUUGUUGGGAAGGAGGAAAUUCCGUUGGCCGAUGAUUUUCUACUUCGCAAACAGAUAUCUCCUUCUUUCUGCCCUGGUAGGGAUCCCACUAAUUCACAGCAUUAUUUCCGUGGAUGUUACUUCGAAGGUCUCUUGCCAGGCCCUAUACACUUUCAAUCAAAUUGCAGGCAGUGCUGCAAUGGGUCUAGCAAACAUCAAUCUUUCGAUCCGAACGAUGGCGAUAUGGUCGCAAAAUAAAUACAUCAUUGGUCUCCUUAUCCUAAUCACUCUCGGUCACUGGUCCUUGAUAUUACAAGGUAUCCAACUGAAAGCAACCUGGGUCGACGGCUUGGGUUGCGUCAUCACCCAAACGAACAACACCAUCCUCGCCGCGAACUUCAUCUACUCAAUGUGUUUCGAUUUUAUCGUCCUCGUGCUCAACACUUACAAACUCCUCAAAUUCAAUGACAAGACGGCGAAUCUGCUUGGUCGGAGCCGACUCAGUCGAAUGUUAUUCGAGGAUGGGUUGAUCUUCUUCUCCAUAGCGUUCCUGGCAAACCUAUUCGCAACCGUGUUCAUGCUCCUUGACCUUAACCUGAUUAUGACUGUCAUCAAUGUCCCCGCUAUCAUUGUCUCCUCCAUCGUCGCAUGCCGCGCGGUUCGUCGCCUCACAAACUUCGCCAACUCAGGUCUGGAAGUCCAGUAG